UCUACGUGUAAAAAUGAUCGCACCUGCUAAAUUUUGAAAAAUUGACAUAAAGUCCGGAUGCAUGCACGUGCCUUUAAAAAGGAAUUUUGAUUUUUUAGAGGAUCAGGAAGUGGAAAAAAGUUCGCUCAGACGAGCCAAAAGAAAACAAACCGUGCCCAUGGUUACAGCUGGUGUAAUCAAAACUGCUACAUAGUCCCAAAAAAAAUCUGUUAGGUUUUCAAAUUGUGGACUGGAGUAAUCGCCCUUGAAUAUUUUUCAAAAUGAGCAAUCUGCCGCCAGACUAUUAUGAAAAAGACAGACCUCAUCCUCAUAGACAAAGAGGUUCGCAACCACAUCCGUAUGGACAAAGAGGUCCACAGCCACAGUCGUAUGGACAAAGAGGUCCGCAGCCACAUCCGCAUGGACAUGGAGGGUCACAACCAUAUGAACAUAUGGCUUUCAGUCAACUAUAUGAUCCGGGUCAAAUGAAUCCCCAGCAACAGCAACAAUACGGCCAAUAUCCGCAACCAAUGGUGAUGCAUCCCCAACAGCACACAUCCACUACCGUGAUCGUCCAGCAACCGACUGCCGUUCAGAACGACCGUAUUCUCGGCCCUAAAGACGGACACAGAGAAUGGAGCAGCGGACUUUUCUCUUGUUGUGAUGAUGUUGGAAAAUGUAUGUGGGCAUGGUGCUGCAUGAAUUGUGUACUGGCUGAUAUAUCCGCUAGGCUUGGAGAAUGUUCUUGCGUGACAUGUUGUGUUCUGGGGGGACUUACUACUAUCCGUGCACGUGUUCGAACUCUUGGUGGUAUCAGGGGAUCGAUCUGUAAAGAUUAUUUGGCUACAGCAUGCUGUUCCCUUUGUGCCAUUUGCCAGCUACAUCGAGAACUAGAUUAUAUGGGACUCUAAUCUGAAUAUAAUAACUAAAUCGAGAACUUGAAUAGAUGGGACUUGCAUAUUCAUUAUAUGCCUAUAUUAAAUUUUGUCAAAAAUGCAGCUUGUAUUUCACAAGUUAAUGUGAACAGGCAGACAAAUAAUUUCGAAUUAUAUCUUUUGUAUUGUAUGUUGCUGACUACUUUCAUUUAAUAUACAUAACCUGAAACACUUCUAAAUAGCCGCUCAUAAAAACUUCACUCACUUUUAUUUUAACAUCGACAAAGAUUUAAUAUUUUCUUCGAAAACAAAACAACAAACAUAAAGGUGGAGGUAUUUAUCAAAAGGGUCAUUACAACAUUAGCUAGAUCUGGGAUUUGAUAUGCAAGGACGGAUCACACUCGGUGCUUGCGCGCCUAGUGAGAUCCGACAUUGCGAAAUUCACUCGAGCCGUAUACAGCACACCAGAUCGAGCUAGUAUUAUAAUAACUGUAUUGUAUUUUUAGCCCACCAUCAUCAGAUGGUGGGCUAUUCAAAUCACUCUGCGUCCGUGGUCCGUCGUCCUUCCGUCCGUCCGUACUUCCGUCCGUUAACAAUUUCUCGUUAUCGCAUCUCCUCAGAAACUACCAGGGGGAUUUUGACCAAACUUUGUCAAUAUGAUGUAUUGGUACCCUAGUUGUGUCCCCCUGAAAAUCAGACUGAUUCAACAAUUUUUGAGUGAGUUAUGGCCCUUUGUUUAUUUUUAUAAUUUACGUAGAUUUAUGUAGGGAAAACCUUUAAAAAUCUUCUUUUUCCAAACAACAGGGCCUAGGGCUUUGAUAUUUGGUAUGAAGCAUCAUCUAGUAGUCCUCUACCAAGAUUGUUCAGAUUAUCUCCCUGGGGGUCGAGUAUAGCUCCGCCCUGGGGGUCACAUGGUUUACAUAGACUUAUAUAAGGAAAAGCUUUUAAAAUCUUCUUGUUAAUAACCUACAACAUUCAGAUUUGGACCACAUGUAUGGUUUUGAGUGGCAAGAUGAACCUUGACAUGAGUUGACCUUGAUUUUGACCUAGUGACCUACUUUUACAUUUCUGUAGCUGCAGCCUUCAAAUUUGGACCACAUGCAUAGUUUUGUGCACUGAAACACUUUGACUUUGACAUUGACCUAGUGACCUACUUUCACAUUUUUGAAGGUACAGGCUUCAAAUUUGGAACAAAUGCAUAGUUCUGUGUUCCGAAAUAAAAUUUGACCUUGAUUUUGACCUAGUGACCAACUUUCAAAUUUCUCAAGCUACAGCCUUCAAAUUUGGACAACAUGCACAGUUUUGUGUACCAAAACAAACUUUGACCUUGACUUUGACCUAGUGACCUACUUUCACAUUUUUGAAGGUACAGGCUUCAGAUGUAGACCACAUGCAUAGUUCUGUGUUCCGAAAUAAAAUUUGACCUUGAUUUUGACCUAGUGACCUACUUUCACAUUUCUCAAGCUACAGCCUUCAACUUGGACCACGUGAACAGUGUUGUGUACGGAGAUGAAAUUUGACUUUGAGCUAGUCAAUAAGUCUUGAAAUUUGGAACACUCAAAAAUGGCACAUUGGUGGGCGCCAAGAUCACUCUGUGAUCUCUUGUACUCUUGCCUUCAAAUUUGGACCACUUGUAUAGUUUUGUUUACUGAAAUGAAUUUUGACAUUAAGAUUGAACUAGUGACCUACUUUCACAUUUCUGUAGCUACAGGCUUCAAAUUUAGACCACAUGCAUAGGAUUGUGUACCCGAAAAAACCUUGACAUAGACCUAGUGACCUACUUUCACAUUUUUGAAGGUACAGUCUUCAGAUUUUGACCACAUGCAUAGAUUUGUGUUCUGAAGUGAAAUUUGACCUUGUGACCUAUUUUCACAUUUCUUAAGCCACAGCCUUCAAAUUUAGACCACUUGCAUAGUUUUGUGUACUGAAAUAAACUUUGAUCUUAAGAUUGUCCUGGUGAACGACUUUCAAAUUUCUCAAACUACAGCCUUCAAAAUUGAUGCACAUGCAUAGUUUUAUGUACAAAGAACUUUGUCCAUAAUAUUGAUCUAGUGACCUGCUUUCACAUUUCUCAAGCUACAGCUUUCAAAUUUGGACCACAUGCAUGGACCACAUGCACAUUGUUGAGUACGGAAAUGAAAUUUGACUUUGCGCUAGUCAAUAAAUCUUGAAAUUUGGAAAACUCAAAAAUGGCACAUUGGUGGGCGCCAAGAUCACUCUGUGAUUUCUUGUACAAAUACAGCGAGAACUCAAAUGUAUUCGGGAUUUUAAUUUGUAUUUAAGAAUGUAUGAAACUUUAACCUGUAUUUAACAGAUAAAUAUAUUGUCGGUUACUUGUUGUCUUUUAGUGGUGAUACAUUAUAUCAUAAUCAACUCUAUGUUUCCAGUAUUUCAUGUUCUUCAGAAAAAAAUAUACAGCAGAACCGUGUUUUAAUAUAUCGAAAAAAAUACGACGUGGUUAGUCCCCUGCAGAAUCAUUACGCGCGGCAUAUAACUAAUUCGGAGUGUUUAGGUAAGUUGAAACACGGACCUAGCUGCUAUAUGUUUUUUUAUGAUUCUAAUAUGUCUUUAAUGUAACCAACUGCUGAAUUAGUGAAACAUAUUUCAUGGCUCAUUUAUGGAGCAAAAUUUAGUAGGCCGACGUGAAGUCAACGCAAAAUCAUGUUUAUUUUAGGAUCCUUUUACAUACAUGUAUACAUAUAAGUGUUAAAUUACGGGAGGUAACACAUCAGAGGAUGAUUCUAAUAUGUCUUUAAUGUAACCAAAUGCUGAAUUAGUGAAACAUAUUUCAUAAAUCAUUUAUGGUGCAAAAUAUACUAGGCCGACGUGACGUCAACGCUAAACCAUGUUUAAAAGUGUUAAAGAACGGGAGAUAACACAUCCCGAAGAAUAACUUAGAGGUAGUCUAGUGAGUUAUCCUGCGCGUUAAUAAUAACAACAAAGUCCGUUCAGAUAAACAUGUCUAUUCUGAAACGUCUCUUAUACAAAAUUGUAGCACUCUUUCCAAGCUCAAAGAACAUCAAUAUUGCCUUUCUGCAUGUUUUGUUCCGUAUUAGAACUAUUGUAUCUACUGUUUACUCAGUGAAAUAUACUCUUAGAAAAGACUGGUAUAUUAUU
This is a messenger RNA of Mercenaria mercenaria, 3971 nucleotides long. Its product is annotated as placenta-specific gene 8 protein-like. Lineage: Eukaryota; Metazoa; Mollusca; Bivalvia; Venerida; Veneridae. Bases 261 to 890 code for a protein of 209 amino acids. The transcript has 4 exons. The record is from RefSeq and is a predicted model, not a curated record.